Messenger RNA from Effrenium voratum, 1347 nucleotides. NCBI's taxonomy places the organism in Eukaryota, Dinophyceae, Suessiales, Symbiodiniaceae. The record is from the annotation of a GenBank genome assembly.
AUGAGCCUUGUUUUUCACAGCGAUGAGGGGGCGAUGAGGCUUGCAGGGGUGUCUGUGGAGAGCUUUUUUGGCUGGAAGGUGAGCGAGUCGGGACUUGCAAGCAUGGCAGCGGCAGUUGAAGCAACGCCAGCAGAGCAGUCAGCGCCAGCGGCGGCAAGUGGAGCUCCAGAGGUGGCAAUGACGCCUGCGGAGGCAGGUUUACAGGGCGCGUGUCUGGAGAAGCCUACUCGUGAGCGGGCCAUCCAGCAGUAUGCUCUCGCGCACGAGCUGUCACCUUCCGAGGUCACCGACGACCUCUUGGAGAAGAGUGAGCUGGGGAUGGAGGGGUGGGCGUGCAGCGGCUUGGAUGUCAACGCCAGGGGCCCCGUGGGGAACGCGAUGUACCGGUCCUUCGGCAAGCACCCCAACAUGAAGGAGACGUACAAGUGGCUCUUCGAUGAUUUGAAACGCAAGUUUCGCUGCGCUUGGGCGACGCAUCGCAACUUCGACUUUGUGGUCAGCAAGCGCUUCCACGAGAAGCGGGAGAGCACCAAGCACCAGGAGCUGGGGUCCUUCAAGAGCGAGCUGCAGCUGCAAGCGCACCUUGGUGGAGUGGGCGUUCCGGAGGCGGAGAGGCAGAGUGCUACAUCAAGAACUGCGAGAAGUGGCCGGACCGAAGUCUUCGUGAAGUGGAAUGACUGGACGGAGGCGUACAACUACCUGCUGGUGGAGAAGCUGGUGACAAGCACCAACGAGGAGAGCUGGAAGGAUGUCGUGGCCAUGCACGACUCGUCGGCCACCUUCGAGACAGAGUCUGUCAGGUGUAAGGCCAUGAGGAAGUUCGCGGCCUUUCGCAACAAGAUGCAGAUUGCGGUGCCGGGCGUGGAUGACGGCGCCGGCUCAGCCCCGGGGACCCCUGCUCCCAACGCGAGCGAUCCAAAGGAGAAGCCAAAGAAUUCGAAGGCUCGUGGAGGUGCGAAGGGCGCCGCGAAGCCUAAGGCGAAGAAGGAGCUGAGCCAGGAGAAGGAAGCGGAGAAUUUUGCGAAGGAGAUGAUGUGCAAGGUGCAGAAGUCGCAGCAGAUUAUGGACAAGAUCCUGAACCUGGGUGACGACCUACCGUCGGCGUGGAAGUGGGCCAAAACUUUCUUGCAGGACUACGCGCAGCUUACCGCGGAGUUCAAGGAUGCUCUGAGCCCGAAAGAGGGCGACUCCCUGAAGGACUUUGUGGACGAGCUUCGCCUUACCCUCAUCAGCCCGGCAAAUCUCAAAACCUUCAAGAAGCUCUACGGGGACCGGUACUUGCCGUUGAUGUUGUUGUUCCGGGACCGCUGCCAGAAUAUAGUUGCCCAGACCCUCACCCGCAUUUGA